AAAUACUUUUUUUUUUUUGGUUUUGGAUACAAGGGAAAGCAACCAAUGGAGAUAAAGAAAACAAUCAGACAUGCGUCUUCCUCUUCCUUGCUUCUUCGUUUGUGUCGAUAGCGCUGCAACGUUGCUUCUCACGGCAAUGUUGCUUCUCGUUUUAUGUAAAUAUUCGUUGCUUCGAUCCAUUCUGUAAGCAUGCGUAAUAUUUAAUCUUCGCAUCUUUGACCUGAUAAGUUCGGCAAAUUCUAAUGACGCUGAAGGAAACCUUGAAAAGUCAUCAAUUAUAAGAUCGUUUGAUCUGAAAAGCUCUCUAUCUUUUCCCCCUUCAUUUUAUACUGUUACUUAGAUCAAGCUAUGGGUUUAGGUAUAUCAAUCUUGAUAGGCCUAAAGGCAACUGUUUUAUUCCUGUUCUUCAUCUUCCUUAAAAAGCUUGGUUUCAAAUUGUUAUCAAUACCAUUUUUGUAUGCGUCUUUGGUGUCUUUUCUGAUCUCAAUAGCUUCACAUCCAUCGAUCAAUCUUCCCAUGCUUUUGGGGAAAAACCGAGAUGGGAGUAUUCCCAUUUGGUCUAUUAUAAUGUUCAGCCCAUACCUGUGUUUUGUUAGGGUUUUUUCCAUAUUGAGGAGAUUCUUGAGUGGGGAAGAACCUCACAGUGAAAUUCUUGAGGGGUUGUAUGUUGGCGGGUGGCCUUCUUCGCCUGCUAAUAUGCCGCCUGGUAACCCUGCCAUUAUUGAUUGCACUUGUGAAUUUCCGAGGAGGUCAGAGUUCAAGGGACAUGCCUAUUUAUGCGUCCCUACUUGGGACACAAGAGCACCUCAGCCGGGAGAGAUUGAAUUGGCCGUCAAAUGGGCUUGUAGAAAGAGAGCUCAGAACAAGCCAGUGUUCAUCCACUGUGCUUAUGGUCAUGGAAGAAGUGUUGCUGUGGCAUGUGCAAUAUUGGUGGCUUUAGGUGUGGUAGAAGAUUGGAAAAAUGCAGAGAAGUACAUCCGGGAAAGACGGCCUUACAUUCGGAUGAAUUCUCUUCAUCACAAAGCCUUGGAAGAGUGGUCCAAACACAGGAUAUCUUCUCCUAGGGUUAAUCAUAAGGAUAAUCAUCUAAGUUCUUGACUACUGUGCAAUGCCUCUGGACAGAAACAAUCAGAUGGUCUGGGAAACAAAACUGACUGAUUUAGUCUCUUAAUUAUGUUGAUAUUUACGUUUUCUUCAACAGAUUACAAUAAGCUGAAUCUGACAUUGGGGUUGUAAAGAGUAUGAAGUGUGUUUCGUAUAUAAUUCAAGUGAGAUAUUUUUUUAA
Messenger RNA from Carica papaya (papaya), 1285 nucleotides. RefSeq lists its product as uncharacterized. NCBI's taxonomy places the organism in Eukaryota, Viridiplantae, Streptophyta, Magnoliopsida, Brassicales, Caricaceae. Gene Ontology annotation, biological process: protein dephosphorylation. The record is from RefSeq and is a predicted model, not a curated record.